Suillus clintonianus is the source of this 1216-nucleotide messenger RNA. RefSeq lists its product as uncharacterized. The coding region runs from base 43 to 1128 and encodes 361 amino acids. The transcript is spliced from 7 exons. Lineage: Eukaryota; Fungi; Basidiomycota; Agaricomycetes; Boletales; Suillaceae. The record is from RefSeq and is a predicted model, not a curated record.
ACUGUUCACCUCACCAACGUACCCGCGCCGGCGUGUCAUGACAUGAUACUAGAUAUUAAAAGGAACAUUGCUCUAAUCUGGCUCCCUUCUCAGGCUGUUCCUCUACAAUGGCCACCAAGUCUAAAGCCUUCAAGCUUCAAUGACAGCGCGUCCCACGUCUCCAAUCCACCUCCCUCCUAUGAUGCAUUUUCGAGCACGUUCGUAUCAGCAGACUCCGUCCAGUGCAAACGACCGUUACUUUCAUCCCCACAAUCCAAGCGAGAACGUCGUGCCAGAGCUCUCUCUUGCAUCCGUGAAAUUGUCUCCUAUCCUGAUUUCAAUCCUACCUCUGUCGAGUCAACUGUCAACUCCUGCGCCGCUACUCUUUCAGCAGCAGAUUUCUCCAACCUCGUGCAACAACUCAGUUUCGAGGGUCACACGGCGCUGUAUUGGGCGAUCGUAAACAACCGACGAGAGGCCUUUUGGGCGAUUAAUAAAUUCAUUUCUGAAUUCUCGCCAGCGUGCACUUCCGACUUGCGUCGUGCAUGCAUGGCAGUCAACGAUCACGAUCUGUUUAUGCAGCUGAAUUUGGGGCGCACUUUCAAUACUGGCAAUGAUGAGUCUUUGAGACGCAUGUUACUAGCUUGCCCACAAGAUAAGAUUGAUGUGUUUCAACAUGGGCUGCCACAGAAAAUGGUGGGUCGUUGUCCGCUCAGUGAUAUUGAAGUGCAUAAACCGGGCGACGACUACUUCUUCGUUGCUGUCGCCUUCAGGAUGUUCCAAACACGCCUGCGUACUAUUAGUACACUGAAAUUGGUAGUAGAAUUUAUUGUCCGGGGACGUAUAUGGAUGUUGAAGUUUUAUAUGGGAUCGGAUGGACAGUGGUACGUUGGGUUUUGUCUUUCUGACCAUAGCUUGCCGGUGCUUCCGGAUGCCAUAAUUUCGAUAAUGGCCCACAGGCCACGGCCUGGCUCGGACACCCCAAAGCAUCUAGUUUUAGAUAUGAGAUAUCCAUCGCACACACUUGUACCCAAGGUAUCGUCUCGCCGAUACACGCCAACUGCAUUCAACGCGAGCAGAGAGAUGAUUAGCAAACGGUUGGGUGAUUGGCCGAUGGACAACGAUACUGAAUACGUAGAUAGCGGCUGACGGUUGCCCAGUCAGCUGAUAGUGGUAUAUUUUCAUAACGGACUCGGAGGCGAGCAAUAACUGAACGUCGAUGAGUUCGCUGCGGGGU